UGUUCUAUUCAAAGCAGCUACUCAAAAGGAGUUGAGUUACUAUGUCUUCAUUGCCUAUUCAUUUGUUGUCUCCACUCUUGUUCUCCUUUUGCCUCUCCCCUUCUUUAUCAAAUGGUCAAGAGGGCUUCCUCCUUUGAACAUGUCUCUAAUCUUCAGAAUUUUUCUCCUUGGAGUUUUGGGAGUUGUAGCUCAGCUUUUUGGAUAUAAAGGACUUGAAUACACAACACCUACUCUUGCUUCAUCUCUUUCCAACCUUAUACCUGCUUUUACAUUCAUCCUAGCUAUCAUUUUCAGGAUGGAGAAGGUAAAAUUAAGAUGGAAAAGCAGUCAAGCAAAAAUCUUGGGUUCUACGGUAUCAAUAUUAGGUGCACUCCUAGUUGUUCUUUAUAAGGGUCCAAUAAUCAUACCCUCACCAUCAACACAAUCACCACCUAUUAUUCAUUCUCCAAUCACUUCUUCAACAACAGAAUCAAAUUGGAUUCUUGGUGGAUCUCUACUUGUUAUUGAGAUUCUUAUUGUUCCAAUAUGGUACAUUAUUCAGGUAUAUUGA
Messenger RNA from Medicago truncatula (barrel medic), 550 nucleotides. Its product is annotated as WAT1-related protein At5g40240. Lineage: Eukaryota; Viridiplantae; Streptophyta; Magnoliopsida; Fabales; Fabaceae. Gene Ontology annotation, molecular function: transmembrane transporter activity. Bases 140 to 550 code for a protein of 136 amino acids. The record is from RefSeq and is a predicted model, not a curated record. Gene Ontology annotation, cellular component: membrane. The transcript has 4 exons.